CUCUAUCAAUAUCUUUAAGCACAGUUAAGCUACUGAACUUCUGCAAGAGGGAUAUUACAUUCUAGUUCUGUUAAACACAUUUACUUUACUUCGUGGAUAAAUUCUGGAAACUAAAAAUUAAAGAGAAAUCAGCUUUAAACGAGUAGCAUAUAAACAUUAGAUUUAGACCAGGUAUAAUAAAUAGAAAAGGAAAGUUAACGUGUUUAAGUUAUAUCGGAAAGGAAAGGAGUCUAUACGUAUGAAGAUUGUAUAGGAAGUUUAAAGUAUUUUAAACGUCUUUUUUUAAUUAAUAAACUUUAGUUUUCUUUUAGAACGUGUGUUUUCUUUCCUAUCAAUAAAAAUGGCAGCUCCGUCUAUCACACAGAAGGAUACGACAUUCACAAAAAUAUUUGUCGGUGGAUUACCAUACCACACUACAGACAAAUCACUACGAGAAUUUUUUGACAAAUUCGGAGACAUUGAAGAGGCAGUUGUGAUAACAGACAGACAGACAGGAAAGAGUCGCGGAUAUGGAUUUGUUACAAUGGCAAACAGAGAGGCAGCCGAGAGAGCAUGCAAAGAUCCGAACCCAAUUAUAGAUGGCAGAAAAGCAAAUGUAAAUUUAGCCUAUUUAGGGGCUAAACCUAGAGGUAUAUUAACAGCUCUACCACUUGCUAUUAAAACAGGAAUACCAGGCGUGCUCCCUGGACAAUUCGGCAUUCCACAGUAUGUGUAUCCAUCCGCGUACAUGACGGCAGCAACAGCACCUAGUAUGUUAACCACGGCCGCACUCCAGCAGUCACCACUCUCCCCGACCCCCGGGCAAUAUCUUGACUACACCGCUGCUUAUGGUUCACAACUCGCAACGGCAGCCGGGCUCGAAGCCGCAACAUAUCCAUAUGUUAACGUAUCAACUACCGGACUGGUAGCCGCAACGAAUCCCUACACGUAUGCCGUACCGCAGCAAAUAGCCGCCGCUUCCGGUGCAGCAUUUUACCAACCCCCACAGCUCCAAGAGAGGAUGCAAUGACAUCUACCCGGUUUUAGUGGCGUAGAUUUAGCACAGUCGCUUUUAUAUAAAGAAAACACAACGUUGAACUAAAAGUACAUUUUUUGAAAGUGCCCAUAGUUUAAAUUAUAGUUGGGGUAAAAGAAUCGAUUAUUUGGACACUAUAAAAAUGUUUAUAUUUCAGGCACGACUAUAAUAUUGUGAUAAAGAAUUAGAUGCAAACAUACCCCUAUGCAAUUUUUCUAGUUGAUAAUAUUAUUUAAAUUAUAUGAAUUAAUAAUUCUUUGUGAAAGUUACUGAAUUCAGUGUAACAAUCAGACGAAUAUAAUGUUGUAAAAUUUGUUUUAAUAAGUUAUAAGUUAUUUAUGAUGGUAACGAAUGUAGCCGAAGUAUUCGAAUACAUGUUGCAUUGUGUGAGUGGGAAGGAAAUGAAUGUAAAAAAAGAACUAUUUUUGUUUUAAUGCGAGGGGGGAAAUGCGUCUCAUUUUGAAUCGGUUUCUCAUGUACAUUUUACUUUUAUUGUUUUUUAUAUACAUGUAUAUGUUUAAAUACAGAUACGAAAAUACCUGUAUGAGAACACCAUUUUUAAAAUGAUCAUCAUACUUAUCUUGUCAUCAAAAACAUGAUCCGUCCAAGAAUGUUUACAUUAUAAUAUUUCCUUGCCCAAUCAUUUUAGUACAUUUUUUUAUCAUACUAUGGUUUAUUUUUUAUCCUUUUUAUUUGAUCUUUUGCAUCUCAGAGCCAAUACACAGGGCGUGUUUUGUCAGUAUGGCCGUUUUUUGUACUCUACAUGUAUUUUGAAAAACAAACAAGACGGUUUUUGCCGAGCGCAUGUGUUUUAUGUUGGUUGUGACCCGUUAUAGGGUGGGGUGGGUGGGGGUAAGGUUUUUUUUUAUUAUUGCAUGACCGAAUGAUGACGUUAAAGUAGUUCUUACAGCAGAAAUAAUUACAAAAAGUAGUUCCAAUCUGUACGGGGGAAUUUUUUUCACAAGUAGUUACGGCGGAAUGAUAUGAUAUGACCUGAUCAUAAUGUUAAAUGUGAGGCGUAUGAAUGAAUUGUGAAUGAGUUAUUCUUAAAGAAGAUAUUUAUAAAAAUUGUUGUGUAUAUAAUGUUAUAUAAAUAUUAAUGUAAUUUAUGUAAGUUAUUGAGUUAAUAAUUAUUUCAUGUAUUUAUAUUAUUUAAUUCCCAACGAAAUCAUGUUAACAGAUCUUGUCAUUUGUUUGCUACAUAUUUCUCUUGUAAAAAAGUGCUAGGUCAGAAUUGCUAUAUAGCCGAAAUGUAGUGCACUUCUUUUUUUAAAAUAACUGAUUAACCGAAAUUUCUUUUAACGAAAACAAAUCUUACUAAAAUACUAGUAUUAAAUUUUAAACCGUUUCAAUCAGUAUUUACCUUUGUCUGACCUAUAUUACAGGUCAUCUGGUGACCUUUGAUACGAAAAUAGGUCAGUAAAGGGCAUCGCCGGAUAGUAUUAUUUUAGGCAUCUAACACCUUGUAUUUUGUAUAGCUCUAGAUUUAUUUAUACAUUCUUUAGUUUCAUUGCACCUUCAUUAUAGUAGUUGUCAUUUUUCAAGUGUUAUCGGCUAAAGACAACUUAACAACAACAACAACAACAACAACAAAAACAACAAUAAAAUUAACGCCAGCUCCUUCAGAAAAAAAAAGUUUCAUAAUUGUAACAAAAAAAGUCUAAUAACGAUUUUUAAAUGAAUUUUAAUAAAGGAAUUUUGGUGCCCUCUUUAUAUGACUCAAGGCGUUAAACAUUUUUUACCAGCUUGCAAACAAAAGUAGGGAGAAAAGGGGGAUAUCGGGUUCUCGUUUAUGUCAAAUUUUUAGAAGAAAAAAAAGUGUUGUCUUUAGCCAUAACUGAUCGAAUCUCACGUUCGUCUUAAUUUAUAUAUGUAGGCAAAGGUAUGGUGUAAGGGUAUAAACUAUUACGUCACAUAACUUCAAAGAAAUUUAGUUUUAAUCACACCAUGUAUAUCAGUGGGUUUGUUUAACUCGUAAAACGAGUUCUCCAUUUUAUUUUUUAAUUCUUUAGAGUCGUCACGUGAUAUAUUGUAGUCAUGUGACCGGAAAUGAGUUAGUCAUUUUUUUCAUUUUUUGAUUUCAUCCGCCAUUGUUACCUUAAAGGAUUCAUCGCAUUCAGAAAUAAGGUGUUGUUUUUUUACAGAUGAAAAAAUAAUUAACAACAGUUUACAAAUAUAUUUUUAAAGUAGUGCGCUAUACCGGUAUGGAACAUUGGUGUAAUAAUCUCCUUGUCAACCGUUGACCGUUACAUUUUAUUUUAUUUUUUUGCCAAUAGAAGAUCAAUAUUCAAUUAUUGUUGUUACAAACGUCAUGUAUAUUUAUUUAAAACAAACUGAUUAAUAAUUCAAUGAACGGAAAACUGUAAGAAUUGUUGUAUAUUUAAUCAGAUUUUAAACAAACACAGCAAACCUUUAGUUGUGUCAUUUAUUUUUUUAAAUCAAUUUAGUUCAAUGCAAAUCAAAUGGCAAGCUAUUAUCAUAAAGUGUAUUUCUAUUUGCAACCGAUUCCAAAAGGUUUACAUUUACUUAAACAAACGUUCAAGAACACUUCCGGUGGUUGAAAUCUGUCUAAAAACCAUUUACUUCGAUUUUUGAAAAGUCAACAAUUCAACUUUAAACAAAUAAUAUUUUCUUUGUUACAAGUUACAAUUGAAAUUGUAUACAUGUACCUUUUAGCAAAAACGUAAAACAAAUCUUCAAGUUUCGGUUAUUUCCGUUAAUCGAUCGUCAUAUGCCGAAAAUAUUACAUGACGUAAUCAUUUAUAUCUAACGAAUCUUAUAUUUUUGUUAAUCAAGGUUUGCAUAUGUUUAUUUGUAUGAAAAUACAUUAAAGUGUAACGUUCAAUUCUAGCAUGGCAAUUAUUUCAACCAGUAAUUAAUUACUUAUCUGACAUGUUUUUCUAAGUGAAGAAUUAUGACACCUAAUUUUUUUGGAUAAAAUGUAAAUGCUUGGUAUUGUAAUGACGUCAUAUUCGUUGUCACACCAUUUAAAACGUCAUAAAACGCACGUGAACGAAAAAAUAUGAUGUCAUAGAAAUGCACGUGAGCAAAAACUGUCCAUAUAAUGGCCAUUUUUGUGAUCGUUAAGGAUUUCAUGAUUUUGUUGGAACAUUCUCAAUUGCUCAACUGUUUUGAAUUAGUAUUUUUUUAUGUUUGAUACAUUGUUGAAAAGCAUUGUAUGCGUGGAUUAAUUGGUCGAUAUUUCAUAAAAGAUAAUAAAUUGUUUUAUUUUUGUUAAAAGAGGUCUGAAUAUGGUUUAUUACAACAGUUUAUUGAUUCUAGAUUAUAAAAAACUGGUAACAAGUUGUAAGGGGGAGAAUAGCAUGAAUCUGUAGGAAAAUAUGGACACAUAAAAAUGACUUUGUUGUUAAAAAUGUAUAUAGAAAAAUUAUCAUUAUAUCAUUGUGUAGUAUACGUUACAUGUAUUACGUAGUUUAUAUGUACGUUACGUAAAUUAUGUUAAUUAAAUGUUUAUUAUUAUGAUACGAACAACUCAGAUGUAUAUAUUUAAAUAUUAGUAACAUUAAUUAUCAUUACUCUACUGUUCCAUGAAAAAAAAUCAAAAUGCCAUGCUCAUAUUAGCGGUCUAUAUCGAUACUAUAUUAGAGAACCAUAGCUGUGCCUCUAUUCCUGUUUUCUAUUUAUAAAAGAAAAUAAAAGUUAACUAGUCAUUAUAAAGCUAGAAGAACACAAAUUUGAAGCACAUCACGUGAACAAGACAUGUCAAGAUGGAAUAGCCAAUCAGAUAAAUGCUUUGUUAAAGAAUCGGAACUCAUGUUCAGUGACAUGUAUGCUUGCAAGUUCUCUUUUGUAAUAAGACCAUUGUUCACAAGAAAACAAUCAAUUUUGCUUGCAUUCGUUAACUUCUAGAUAAGAAAUUAUUUGACAAAUCAAAAUAUAUAGAAACCAAAUCCAUUUUAUUCAAAAGACUUUAGCUUUCGUUAGUGUUCGUCACUUUCCGUGUUUUUCCACCCUUAUCCAUUCUUUCGUUCUUUAACAAACUUUUGGGAUAACAUUUGUGACUUCCGUUAUACGGAUACUAUAAACGUUAUCCUAGCUAAAUAUUUUGACUGGUAGAACUUCUUUUUCUCUACGACUCUUUCUAUACCUAUAUUUAUCAUACCUGUUCAACGGAAUAUGCCGAACAUAUACGAUAAUAUGUUACGUCAUCAAUAUGUUACGUCAUCAAUAUUUUCAUGCGAUUCUUCGGAAUCAUAUAUUAUGCAUAAUCAGCAGUUUAAGAUCAUUGUUUACCCAUGUUAAAUCAUGAACAAGAAUAAAUCUAAAUCUUAACUA
Molecule: messenger RNA, 5311 nt
Organism: Ruditapes philippinarum (Manila clam)
Lineage: Eukaryota; Metazoa; Mollusca; Bivalvia; Venerida; Veneridae
Product: RNA-binding protein 24-B-like
Exons: 5
Coding region: 341-1009 (222 amino acids)
Cellular component (GO): cytosol
Molecular function (GO): RNA binding
Source: RefSeq, a predicted model, not a curated record